CAUGCCACUUACAUAUGAUGACGGCCCCAUGGUCUGGGUAGAUUGUGAGAUGACUGGUCUCGACGUUGCGAGUGAUCGCAUCAUCGAGAUCGCUGUCAUCAUUACAGACGGGCGCCUCAACCCGGUCGAUGACGGCGUCAGCUGGGUGAUCCAAACGCCCAAGCAUGUGUUAGAUGCCAUGGGCGAGUGGUGCACCGAGCAGCACGGCAAGUCAGGCCUCACAGCUGCCUGUCUCGCUUCUCCGCAUACCUACGAUGAGGUGGCCGCCAACGUGCUCGCCUACAUCCAAAAGUGGAUACCGGAGAAGGGCGCCGGCCUCUUGGCGGGAAGCAGCGUGCACGCUGACAUGAGGUUCCUCCUCGUCGGCAUGCCUGCCGUUAUGGCACACUUGUCAUAUCGCAUCGUGGACGUAUCUUCUAUCAAGGAAAUUGCCCGGCGAUGGUACCCCACUCUCAUCAAGCAGGAGAAGCGGGCGCGGAAGACUGAGUCCUCGCAUCGGGCCCUCGACGACAUCCAGGCGAGUAUCAACGAGCUCCGCUUCUACCAGAAGAACAUCUUUGUACCAAUCGAGCACGAGGCGCUUGUGCCUGAGGCGCGCGAUGGACCCCUCAAAACCGCCAUCUAGUGCAUUACACAAAGCUCUUGUAGACGACCACCGCGUCCACAUACUCCUCUGCUCCGUUGGGCCCAGUCCUCAGGCGCCCAGCCUUGGGGAUGAGGCCGACACGCUGGAAGCCGAGCUUGUCCCACAACCGCAGCGAUGCGACAUUGU
Messenger RNA from Cutaneotrichosporon oleaginosum, 772 nucleotides. RefSeq lists its product as uncharacterized. NCBI's taxonomy places the organism in Eukaryota, Fungi, Basidiomycota, Tremellomycetes, Trichosporonales, Trichosporonaceae. Gene Ontology annotation, molecular function: nucleic acid binding; 3'-5'-RNA exonuclease activity. The record is from RefSeq and is a predicted model, not a curated record. Gene Ontology annotation, cellular component: mitochondrion.